GCAGAGCCGCUCGCCUGUGCGCGUUUGGCCAAGGCGAGAUUUGCGACCUGCGCCGUGUGUGGAUCGCAGCUGUGAUCGGGCCAGUGGGGCGCGAGAGCCAGUUAUUGUGUCCUUCUGGCUUUGCUGCCGCUCAUAGCGAGAUCCCUGUCCUCUGACCGGCCUCGGCACAGCAUCCUUAAAUAAACAGGCUGUAGCGGCUCCCGUGAGAGGGAAGAUUCUGAUCCUGGGUUUUCUGCCAGUGCAGCUCCAUUGACGCUGCGGUGGAGUUGUUUGGGAUGUAUAGCGAUGCAACAAAUAGAGGAUCUUCGGGUAGAUGGCCGUGGCUGUGAAGACUAUAGAUGUAUUGAAGUGGAAACAGAUGUUGUAUCAAACACAAGUGGAUCUGCAAGAGUGAAGCUUGGACAUACGGACAUCCUGGUAGGAGUCAAAGCUGAAAUGGGAACACCGAAGUUGGAGAAUCCAAAUGAAGGAUACCUUGAAUUUUUUGUUGAUUGUUCAGCAAAUGCCACUCCUGAAUUUGAAGGCCGGGGAGGAGAAGAGCUUGCCACAGAGAUAGUAAAUACGCUCUACAGAAUAUUUAGCAGUGAGAGCACCAUAGACGUGAAAUCCCUUUGUAUUAAUCCCAGAGAACACUGCUGGGUUCUCUAUGUUGAUGUUUUGUUAUUGGAAUGUGGUGGCAACCUCUUCGAUGCAAUCUCUAUUGCAGUGAAGGCAGCUCUCUUUAAUACAAGGAUACCCAAAGUGCGUGUUUUGGAGGAUGAAGAAGGAUCAAAAGAGAUUGAGCUCUCUGAUGACCCUUAUGACUGUAUUCGACUUAAUGUGGAUAAUGUACCCUGUAUCAUCACAUUAAGCAAAAUUGGUUGUCGGCAUGUGGUUGAUGCUACCCUUCAGGAAGAAGCUUGCUCUUUGGCCAGCCUGCUCCUUUCUGUGACCAGCAGAGGUACCUUCACAUGUAUGAAGAAAUUGGGGAACGGUAGUCUUGAUCCAGAGAGUAUCUUUGAGAUGAUGGAGACAGGAAAACGGGUAGGCAAAACAUUGCACGCUUCCCUACAGAAGAUCUUAGACAAAGAAGAGAGUCUGGGGACAACACGACAGAAGGUUGGAUUCCUAGGAUGAUGAGUUUCAUCAAUGCAGAUAUAAAUUUUCAAGUUAUUUUUCAAAGCAUGAUCUUGUCAAUUUGUAUGUGAAAUAAAGGAUAUUUUUGGUUUUAA
This is a messenger RNA of Caretta caretta (loggerhead turtle), 1211 nucleotides long. RefSeq names its product exosome component 7 (gene EXOSC7). Gene Ontology annotation, cellular component: nuclear exosome (RNase complex); cytoplasmic exosome (RNase complex). Gene Ontology annotation, molecular function: mRNA 3'-UTR AU-rich region binding. Lineage: Eukaryota; Metazoa; Chordata; Testudines; Cheloniidae. The record is from RefSeq and is a predicted model, not a curated record. Gene Ontology annotation, biological process: TRAMP-dependent tRNA surveillance pathway; U1 snRNA 3'-end processing; nuclear mRNA surveillance.